UUUAUGAUCGAAACUCGAUCACAAAAUAAAAUUAAGGAAAAAUGAUAGUUUAUAUACUCUGAGAAUAUGAGAUUUCAAUUUGUUGUUUUAAUUAUUUUUUUUUCUUUGAAGGACAAAAUGUAAAAUUAACAAAAUUUUGUCACAAAAUAAUACGUUCUGCCCCCAAAACUCUUUGAGAAUCGUGAAUUACACCCUAAAUUUUAUUGAUUUUAUAAAAAUUUCUCUUUUGUUCAAAUUUUGACAAAUUGCACCUUGAUUUUUGUCAAAAAUUUCCACGACUUCUAGGUUUGAUGUAGAUGUUUUUUUUUAUUUUAGUUAGUUUUUUGUUAUCAUAGGUUGUAUUUCUAUAUCUCCUACGGGGAUGAGCAAGAAUUGUGCAGAGUAAUGAAAAUGUCCAUGCUUGGACUCGGUGGAGAAAUGUCCCUCUCUUCUCUUCUUCUUCCACUAUUCCUUAGUUUGAUCACUUUCUUUCUCCUCCAAUAUUGGCUCAAACAUUGCCGGAAAAACCUCCCACCAUCACCACCAAAACUUCCCAUAAUUGGAAACCUUCACCAACUUGGUUUCCUCCCUCACCGCUCCCUGAAAUCAUUAGCUGAAAGCCAUGGCCCAUUAAUGCUUCUACACUUUGGCAGCAAGCCCACACUAAUAAUCUCGUCUCCUGAGGUAGCUGAAAUGUUCUUCAAAACAAACGAACUCAAUUUCUUAAGUAGGCCUAAAGCAAACUUUGUGGGUAGACUUGUGUACAAUUUUAGGGACCUAGGUUUCGCGCCUUACGGAGAAUACUGGAAGCAAGCAAGAAGCAUUUGUGUUCUUCAACUUCUCAGUAACAAGAGGGUUCAGUCAUUCAGAAGCGUGCGCGAAGACGAGAUCUCUUUGAUGUUAGAUGACAUCAACGAAUCUUGCUUGUCGCACACCCCUAUGAAUAUGAGCGAGAUGCUGUCCACACUGACUCUCAACCUAAUUUCUAGGGUAGCCAUCGGGAAAAGGUACUCAGAAGAGAAACGUGGGACUAAAGUACAGAAAAUGCUUGAGGAAUUUAUGGAGUUAUUAGCUACAUUUAACGUUGGUGACUACAUCCCAUGGCUCGGAUGGAUUAAUCACAUCAAUGGUCUGGAGGCAAAAGUGAAUAGGGUUGCAAAAGAAUUGGAUGCUUAUUUUGAAAAUAUUGUUGAAGAAGGAAUGCGGAAGCGGGAGAAAGUUGUCAACGGCGAGGAGAAAAUAAUGCAGCAGAAUUUCGUUGAUGUUUUGCUGGAUCUCCAGGAGAAAGACGCCACUACUAGGUUUGCUCUUCAACGUGCUUCUCUUAAAGCCAUAAUCUUGGACAUGUAUGCUGCUGGAACAGAUACUGUAUCAACAUUAUUAGAGUGGGUAAUGUCCGAAUUAGUGAGAAACAAAAACGUCAUGACUAAACUAAAAGAUGAGGUGAGAGGAUUGUCAAAUGGCAACUUGAAUUGGAUAAGCGAAGAUGAUUUAGAAAAACUUCCUUACUUAAGAGCAGUGAUUAAAGAGACAUGCCGUAUGCAUCCUCCAGCUCCAAUGCUACUUCCUCGAGAAUCAAAGGACAACAUCAAUGUCAUGGGGUAUGAUAUUCCCGCUGGCACCCAAGUGUUCAUCAAUGUUUUUGCAAUCGGGAGGAGCUCUUCGCUCUGGAAAAAUGUUGAUGAGUUUCAACCCGAAAGAUUCUUAAAUACUAGCAUUGAUCUUAAAGGGAAAAAUUUCGAGUUGCUUCCCUUUGGUUAUGGAAGAAGAAGUUGUCCAGGAAUGGCAUUCACCUUAGCAACAGUUGAAGUUGCCCUCGCAAACCUAAUUCUUAAAUUCAAUUUUGCUUUGCCUUAUGGAACAAAAGUAGAGGAUUUGGACAUGAGUGAAGUUCCUAGUAGUGUUGUUAGAAGGAAGACGCCGUUGAUUCUUGAGGCAACUCCAGUUUGUUAAGGCAAUUCAAAGGGCUUAUCUACCCCAAAACUGCUAAGGCGUUCACCUACCUCUAUCAUUCUGUGUCACCUGCUCUUCACAUAAUUAAGUACUUAUGGUUUCAAUCAUAGUCUCGUUUCAUGUAAUAGUUUCUUGCUAUUGACAUCCUCGCGUACGCGUUUGCAUUGGGUUUGAAGAAUUCAUGUUUUCAAGUAAUUUUUUUUUUCCAAUUUUUUUAACGGUUUACAUGAUCUGAAUAAUAUUUUACAUAUAUCGUUCGUGGGCAC
Messenger RNA from Oldenlandia corymbosa var. corymbosa, 2198 nucleotides. The record is from the annotation of a GenBank genome assembly. Lineage: Eukaryota; Viridiplantae; Streptophyta; Magnoliopsida; Gentianales; Rubiaceae.